Molecule: messenger RNA, 861 nt
Organism: Carcharodon carcharias (great white shark)
Lineage: Eukaryota; Metazoa; Chordata; Chondrichthyes; Lamniformes; Lamnidae
Product: T-cell leukemia homeobox protein 3-like
Exons: 3
Coding region: 1-861 (286 amino acids)
Biological process (GO): animal organ development; regulation of transcription by RNA polymerase II
Cellular component (GO): nucleus
Molecular function (GO): RNA polymerase II cis-regulatory region sequence-specific DNA binding; DNA-binding transcription factor activity, RNA polymerase II-specific
Source: RefSeq, a predicted model, not a curated record
AUGGAUCAGUCGGGAACCACGCAGACACAGCCUCAACACGAGCCCAUCAGCUUCGGCAUCGACCAAAUCCUGAGUGGGUCCGACCAGGAGAACUGCCUGCAAUCCAGCGCCAGAGUUUCCGAGGCAGGUUACCUCGCCAGCCCAGUCAGCGGUGCCUACCCCACCCUCGCCACUGCCUAUCCGGCCAUGGGGGCAACAUACGAGGACAGUGUGUCCGGAUCUUACAGUGUGAACCUGAGUAUGAAUGUCAACGGCUUGGCUUCGGCCGGGGUGAUCAGAGUGCCGGCUCAUCGCCCGGUCCCACAGACUGCCGUACCGACUGUGCCCAGCAUAGGCAGCGUGGCUGGGCUGAGUGGCCUGAACUUCCCCUGGAUGGAGAGCAGCAGGAGGUUUGCUAAAGACAGGCUGACAGCUGCCCUGACUCCUUUCACAGUGACACGGCGGAUCGGCCACCCUUACCAGAACAGGACCCCUCCAAAACGGAAGAAACCCCGAACCUCCUUCACUAGGAUCCAGAUAUGUGAGCUGGAGAAGAGAUUCCACCGGCAGAAGUAUCUAGCCUCGGCUGAGAGAGCGGCGCUCGCAAAGUCCCUCAAAAUGACGGACGCUCAAGUCAAAACUUGGUUCCAGAACAGGCGAACUAAAUGGAGGCGGCAGACAGCAGAAGAGAGAGAGGCCGAGAGACAACAAGCCAACAGACUGAUGCUGCAGCUGCAACAUGAUGCCUUCCAGAAAUCCCUCAACGAUUCCAUCCAGCCCGACCCUCUGUGCCUGCAUAACUCGUCUCUGUACGCACUGCAGAACCUGCAGCCCUGGGCUGAAGAUAAUGGCAAAAUCCCAGUGGUCACAUCUUUAGUGUGA